GGGAGCGGCUACGUGGAUCAUGGAGCUGACAUAUUUGAUGAUGAAGAGGAGGAAGAAGAUGUGGGUGACAGAAAGAGCAAAAAGAAGAAGAAAGAUAAGAAAGAAGGGUCUCAGAAGAAAGGUCUAGACAACUACUUUGCUCCGGCAAUGAUUCGAGGAAAAGUGAAGGAUGAUGCUGAAGUAAAACUAGACGACGAUGAGGAUUUGAAGGAUAUUCUAGCAGGACUCAACGAUGAAGCGCUUGACAUGGAUGUUAUGGCGGAACCUGAGUUAGCUCCAUGUAGUAGCUCUGCGCGAAAUCCAUUCAAGCGAGAAGGUGAGUACUUUCUUCAAAUAAUUGUGCAACUCAGAGAAUACGACAAUGACGAUUUUGGAGCGCCAGAUGUGGAUGAUUAUCAUGAACCACCUCCUUCUCUCGCAUCAUGCACUCCUGCUCUCAAAAAGAAUGCGAAGGAAACGAUAGGAAAUGCAGAGAGUGAAGAAAGGGAACUGAAAACAGAGAUGGAAGAGAUGGAAGUCGAGGCAGUUCAUAAAAAAGUAGAUGAAAAACAACCUGUGCAAACAAUGCUGUUAGCAGCUGAGUGGGAUGAUAACAAAGAAACGUGCAGCGAACCGGCUGUAGAAGUGACUGCUGGAUCAGAGGCAUUUUAUGUGAAGGAAGAUGGCCAACAAAUGAUUCGAAUGUAUUGGCUGGAUGCUUUUGAGGAUCCAGUAAAGCAUUCUGGUACCGUAUACUUAUUUGGCCGCGUAAAUGUUAGUGGAAGCAAGUGGGCCAGUUGUUGUGUAACGAUCAAGAACAUCUUUCGCCAAGUUUUCUUCUUGCCAAGAGAGACAGUAAGUCAAGCGACGAAGUUUUAAAU
Strongylus vulgaris is the source of this 860-nucleotide messenger RNA. NCBI's taxonomy places the organism in Eukaryota, Metazoa, Nematoda, Chromadorea, Rhabditida, Strongylidae. The record is from the annotation of a GenBank genome assembly.